AGCAAUGACACAAGAAAAACGGAGGAAGAGAGUUUUACUUCGCGGUCCCAGAGGUUAGUGCUACGAUGAAGGCGUUACGUCUAGAAGGCUUGUCACUUAUAGGAGGAGAGCAGGUAAUCUGUCAGUCAACAACGGUCCUAUUCAAGCAAUCCAUCAACCUCUUGCAACGCGCUUCGACCUGCAAUGAUUCCCCGUACCGACAUUUAUACUGGCACCAAGAUCGUCUCCCCCGUUACCACUGUUCCUCGAAUCUUCCACCUAAAAGCAGAGAUGCAUUCAGAUAAUCCAGCUUGGACUCAUCUGCCAACCGCAGGACCCGGUAUUCUCGU
Westerdykella ornata is the source of this 329-nucleotide messenger RNA. RefSeq lists its product as uncharacterized. Lineage: Eukaryota; Fungi; Ascomycota; Dothideomycetes; Pleosporales; Sporormiaceae. Bases 66 to 284 code for a protein of 72 amino acids. The transcript has a single exon. The record is from RefSeq and is a predicted model, not a curated record.